This is a messenger RNA of Paralichthys olivaceus (Japanese flounder), 795 nucleotides long. The record is from RefSeq and is a predicted model, not a curated record. Lineage: Eukaryota; Metazoa; Chordata; Actinopteri; Pleuronectiformes; Paralichthyidae.
AUGUUUUGUCAUGAAGAAUUUAUUGUGUUGAUUGCUUGUAAAAUGCAACACAACAAGCAUAUUGAAUCAAAUACAGAUUUUUCUCAUAACCAUUUUCAUCCAGUAAAUCAUCUUGGUAUGGUCAGCCUGUGGUCUCUGGCUGUGGUAGCCUUAGAAAGAUGGUUGGUUGUCUGCAAGCCACUAGGAACCUUCAUCUUCAAACCAAACCAUGCCAUAGCUUGCUGCGCUCUAACUUGGGUCUUUGCUUUGAUGGCUGCGAUUCCUCCUCUGGUUGGCUGGAGUAGGUACAUCCCGGAGGGUAUGCAGUGCUCCUGUGGACCAGACUGGUACACAACUGACAACAAGUUCAACAACGAGUCCUAUGUGAUCUUCCUCUUCUGCUUCUGCUUCUCUGUCCCCUUCUUCACCAUCGUUUUCUGCUACUCACAGCUGCUCUUCAUGCUGAAAUCGGCAGCGAAGGCUCAAGCUGAGUCUGCCUCCACCCAGAAGGCAGAGAAGGAGGUGACCAGGAUGGUGGUUGUCAUGGUGAUGGGCUUCCUGGUGUGCUGGAUGCCCUACGCUUCCUUUGCUCUCUGGAUUAUUAACAACCGAGGGCAGCCAUUCGACCUGAGACUGGCCACCAUACCCUCCUGUCUCUCUAAAGCCUCCACAGUCUACAACCCUGUUAUUUACAUCCUCCUCAAUAAACAGUUCCGCUCAUGCAUAAGGAAGAUGGUGGGGAUGAGUGGAGGUGAUGACGAGGAGUCAUCGACAAGUCAAUCGGUUACUGAAGUCUCUAAAGUCGGACCUGGUUAG